CUGUUUGCAUCAUCAAAUACUUGAAACCUAAUUAUGGAUGAAAUUAUUGAAAAUUAGACGAGCUCAGACAACUAAAAAAGCUGGAGAAAAAAAACUGCAGUGAUCAAUGACUAUAGCUGGUUUUACUUUUUAAGAAGUUACAGAACCUAACUGCAAUCAAUCAAAAGCUAAUACUCAAGUGCUGUGUAUUUUUCUUUUAACAGUAAAUGAAAUCCAUAACUUGAUAAGAGGUGAAUAGGUGAAUUUUCUAAACUUUUUUGCAGUCUAACCACAGUAGUUCUAACCUCCAUUUGGUGACAUUCACUCUUGCCUCUCACUUCUCUUCAACACUCUCCUUGUCUGCUUCAAUGUCUGGGCUUUAUCCAGCCUGCUUUCAAAAUCACAUAGUGUAACAGAUCUGGCAGACACUUUUGUGUGUUGUAGUACCUCCAAUCAAACUGAUCUGUGGGGGUGAAAGAAUGCCGAGGAUAUGUGAUAUGCUCAAUUGUACCAGUUCAUCCCUCAAUUAAGUUUGUUGUACUUGACAAGCAUCCAAAAACAUCCAAUCUUAAAGCGGCAUACUCUGUUGCAUGGGUACACACAAGCAUACACCUGGGAAACAGACCUCUAGAGAAGUCAUCAAUCAGUUUUAUGGGACUGCUCUGGGAGACUUUCUUUUGUUUCCCUUUCAAUUCAGUUGUUCUUUUUUCAUUCGCUCCCCUUGCCUCAUUCUCACUCACUAUUUCCAUAUGUGUCAGCUUUAGAUCCUCUCCAGAGAGGGAGCGCCUCGUUCCUGGGGUUACCCAAAGUGUUGUUUCAAUUGCGCAUUGAACUAUGAAUUGACACCCGCGAGGGUACAAGUUCAAGAUCAUGGUGCAUAACCAAAAUUUCCUUAGGUGAUAUUUUCUCAGCUGAAAAGUAAGGGGAUAAAAUGUGCGUGUCUUUCUUUUGCGCAGACAUUCCAAAUGUACUUAAUGCAUGUGCAUGCAUUCGUGUGUGUUUGUGUGUGUGUGUGUGUGUGUGUGUGUGUUCUAUGCCUGUGAAGGAGUUGACGUCAGGGUGAUAUGUAACCAUGCCGGGGCGCACCGAAUGCAACAGGAACUUGCACUGCUCAGCCUCAGGAUAUCUGUUCACUUGUCGUAAUCUUAUUAAUCAACCAGGACGCGGCUACACUGGUAACCCGAAUUGAAGCACACAUGGCUUGAUGACAUCAUGUCCAGAUAUCACUCCCCUCCUUUCCAGAUACUCUUCUACCUCCUCUUCACCCUCUUCCCUCUCUCCCUUCUUUCUCCUCUUCUUUCUCAGUCUCCUCUCAGCUGGACCUCUCCUCAUGACCCCUGCUAUCACCUGGAUGGGCGUCCACGCCACUGCCUAUCUGAGUUCAUCAAUACGGCCUAUGGGGUACCUGUGACGGUGGAGGACCUCCAGCAAGGACCCAAGACGAACAUUAGCACUUUAACAGAUCUUCAUAACCCUCACAAUCUCACGUGCUGGACGGCUGCCGAAGGCUUGGGGGGUGGGGACUUGACUUUAACAGUUCCCCUUGGCAGACGCUUUGAAAUCACUUACAUUAGUCUUCAGUUUUGUCAACAGGUGGAGUCGGUGGAAUCCUACUCCAUAUCCAUCUUGAAGUCAAUGGACUUUGGCAGGAGCUGGCGCCCCCUACAGUUUUAUUCAAGCGACUGCAUGGGCACAUUCGGCCGUCCUGUGCAGUCCAUCGCUCAGACAAAGCACCAGGAGACGGAGCCGCUAUGUUCAGAUCCCAGACCAUUGCAGAAGCAUCGUGGAAAUGUCGUGCUGGCCUUCUCGACUUUGGAUGGACGUCCUUCCUCGCCAGAUUUCGACUACAGUCCAGGGCUCCAAGAUUGGGUGACUGCAACAGACAUAAGGAUAGUAUUUCAUCAGUCAUUGGAUAAAAUUGAAAAGCAAGAAGAGAAACUCAACAAAGUGAGAGGCACAUUUGGAUGGAGGGAAAGAGGAGACAAAGCUCUGAGGUUUGGUGAGAAAAGCACUGGAGUUAAGACCUCUGAAAUUUGGAAAAACAGGCAAGAAAUACAGACUCCUACACAGAGAAUUAGAAACAAAAGCACUCUGCACCAAAGUGGCCACAACGUUACUCGAAAGGAGAUGGGACCUCAAGGAAGAGUGGGAAGGGGACGUAAGAAGGACAGUAACAAGCCAUGCCAGGACGGCACAUGUGAUUGGUCCCUAAAUAUUCCUGAGCAGGGCUCCAAAGGGCAAGAGUUGAGGAGAAGAAGAAACAACGCAGGGAGGGGAAAGUCCCAUUCUAAAUCGAGAAAAAAAAAUGCCCCACGCAACCUCGUUUCAUCAUCACGUUAUGCCCCAUUGAAACCCUCUCUCGCGCUUUCCGACCUGCAGGUCGGGGGAAGAUGCAAGUGCAAUGGCCACGCCUCUCGCUGUCGACGAGACAACCAGGGGCGUGCCGUGUGUCAGUGUGAGCAUCACACAUCUGGGCCGGACUGUGAUGUGUGUGAGCAGUUUUUUUACGAUCGCCCGUGGCAACGGGCCACGCCCAGCCAGCCACACCCGUGCGUCCCAUGUGAAUGUAACGGUCACUCAACUAAGUGUAGGUUCAGUAUGGCCGUGUAUCAGCAGUCUGGUCGAGUCAGUGGAGGCAUUUGUUUGAAGUGUCGGCAUCACACAAUGGGACGCCACUGUCAGUUCUGCCAGAACGGAUAUACCCGAGACCACAGCAAACCGCUCAGCCACCGCAAGGCCUGCCAACCAUGCAAGUGCCACCCCGUGGGUGCAGUGGGCCGUUGGUGUAACCAGUCCACAGGACAGUGUUUGUGUAGAGAAGGAGUCACAGGACAGAGGUGUAACCGCUGUGCCCCGGGAUACAAGCAAGGUCAUUCCCCUCUCCAGCCAUGUAUUCGUAUUCAGGAGUUUGCACCACCCACCCCAGUUUACCAGCCUCAGUACAGCAUUGGGGAGAAAUGUCUUUCUUACUGUCCACCUUCCCAAGCAAGAGUCAAAAUGAAUUUAGAGAUGUACUGUCUCAAGGACUAUGUGCUGAAGGUGCAGGUCAAAAGUAAGGAACGUUCUGGUCCCUGGUGGCAGUUUUCCAUAUUGGUGCAGUCAGUUUUUCGCAUGGGCUCUACACAUGUAAAGCGAGGCAUUCAGGCCCUCUGGAUUCCAGAUCGGGACCAGAGCUGCGGUUGUCCUGCGCUUCAGAUAGGUCGCACCUUCCUCCUGAUUGGAGGGGAGGAAAGCAGCCAGAGUUGGGUCCCUGAGGAGAGACGGUUAGUUGCUGACCGCACCACAAUGGCUUUGCAGUGGAGGGAACACUGGAGUCCCAAAUUAAGAGGCUUCCGUGGGCAAGACACUCGGGGAAAGUGCCCACAGGGAAACACCACUGCACAGAAACACUCUCACCCAAACUCAUACGAAGAAUACAUACCCCCACAUCUUAACAAACUGCAGUCUGAGCCACACAGACCAAAUAAACGUACACAUACGGUGCAUAAACAGCAUCAUUUAACCACACAAUCUGGAGGAUCAGACUUCACACACACACACAAAAGAGGAGGAACUCAGGGCACACAAAGAAAAGACACAGAAACUCACCUUGAGGAGGACAGCGAGGCUGAAAACGUCACUCAGGAACCACAACAUGUGUUGCAGCACACCCAGGAUCCUUUCUCAGGUACUUCAAAGACGAGUCAAGCCAAUGAGCAUGAGCAGUACCACCCCACAGCAUGUCCAACAUGGUCACCUGGGCCAGCUGUCUAACAAAUUUAGAUAUUGUGAGCAGGAAUAGAAAAGAAAGUUAAAGGAAUUGUAAAAAAAAAAAAAAAGCCAAUUAGCUAAAAAAAAAAAAAAAAAAAACUUGCUCUCAGGACAUCCAAAAUGAAGAUGAGUUUUUUUCUUCAUUGAAACACAUUUGGAGAAAUUUAGCAUUAAAUACUUGUUCACCAAUGGAUCAUCUGCAGUGAAUGGGUGCCGUCAGAAUGAGAGUCUAAGCAACUGAUAAAAAGAUCUCAAUAAUCCACAAGAAAUCCAGAAAACUCCAAUCCAACAAUUAACAUCUUGUGAAGUGAAAAGCUGUGUAUUUGUAACUUUUCUGAUGAAGAAACAAACUCAUCUACAUCUUGAUUGACCUGAGGGUGAAUAAAUGAACAAAUAUUCAUUUUUGUGAACUAUUCCUUUAAGAAAUGCCUGAGGUGGGCUUGAGCUUCACAGAGCCAAUCAUAACAACUGAAUACUUUUGUGGGAGUAUUUUUGUAUGGUGUGCUAUAUAUAAAUAUUCAUCCCCAGAUUACAGAGCUAUUUGUAUUAUUAUUAUAUAAAUAUAUUUGUUUUUCAGAUUAAACAUGCAGGCAUUUUUCAUGUCACAUUCUCUGAGAAAGAAAUUUUGCACUUUCCCUCUAGAAAGAGAUGAGUCUAAUCCAAACAUUAAAAGAUUUAAAAUCGCAUGUUUUCUCAAGAUAUAAUUUAAAUGUAAUCCUGCUCAGUCCGCAGUAUUUAGUCUGACAGUGAGACAUGUGAGACUCUUAUUGCUGGAUUGUAAGAGGCACAUUGUUUUCAGAUCAGCAGCUGACAAUUUUGUCCAAUCUGGUCUCUAUCACUGACAGACAUGUUAAGUGUGGCUAAAGAUUGUGUGCACACAGUUAGUAAUUACAUUUUCUAUUGUUUUUGUAAAUUUCUGUGGCUAUCACACACACAUAUAUAUAUAUAUGAAUCACAUUGGCAGUGAAUUCAGAAUUUUUAAGUCUCAUUGUGACUAUUUUAAGCUAGCUAUCAUAUAAUAUGUAAAUGUUAUCAUUAUUUGUGUAACAAAAUGUGACAAAACUUUUUUUUCUGUUUAAAUGAACGCUCUACCUCAUAAUAAAUAUUGUUAACA
Messenger RNA from Carassius gibelio (silver crucian carp), 4843 nucleotides. Its product is annotated as netrin-1-like. Gene Ontology annotation, molecular function: protein binding. The record is from RefSeq and is a predicted model, not a curated record. Bases 1192 to 3732 code for a protein of 846 amino acids. The transcript is spliced from 7 exons. Lineage: Eukaryota; Metazoa; Chordata; Actinopteri; Cypriniformes; Cyprinidae.